Messenger RNA from Urocitellus parryii (Arctic ground squirrel), 7609 nucleotides. Lineage: Eukaryota; Metazoa; Chordata; Mammalia; Rodentia; Sciuridae. The record is from RefSeq and is a predicted model, not a curated record.
UGUUUUAAAAGUAGAUCUACCAAGGUGAUGUAUCACCAAUCAGUAUGUCUCCCAUCAGUCAAUCUCAGUUUAUUCCACUCGGGGAAAUCCUCUGCUUGGCAAUAUCGGCAAUGAACUCGGCAAGAAAACCUGUCACCCAAGAAGCACUGAUGGAACACCUGACAACUUGUUUUCCAGGUGUUCCAACCCCAAGCCAAGAAAUCCUGCGGCACACGUUGAACACCCUGGUACGGGAGAGGAAGAUCUAUCCCACUCCGGRUGGCUAUUUCAUUGUGACCCCACAGACUUACUUCAUAACUCCUUCCCUCAUAAGAACUAACAGUAAAUGGUACCAUUUGGACGAGAGGAUACCUGACAGGUCUCAGUGUACCUCUCCACAACCUGGAACCAUAACRCCCUCUGCCUCAGGCUGUGUCAGGGAAAGGACAUUGCCCAGAAACCACUGCGACUCUUGCCACUGCUGCCGAGAAGACAUGCACAGCAUGCACGCGUCCACUCUGCAGAGGAAAUCUGCCAAGGACUGCAAAGACCCUUACUGCCCUCCUUCUCUGUGCCAGGUGCCACCCACUGAAAAGAGCAAAAGUACUGUAAAUUUUUCUUAUAAGACAGAAACUCUCUCGAAACCUAAAGAUAGUGAAAAGCAGUCCAAAAAGUUCGGGCUCAAGUUAUUCCGGCUAAGUUUUAAGAAAGACAAGACCAAACAGCUGGCCAAUUUUUCUGCCCAGUUUCCUCCAGAGGAGUGGCCCCUGCGGGACGAAGACACGCCCACUACCAUCCCUCGGGAAGUGGAGAUGGAGAUCAUUCGGCGGAUCAACCCGGACUUGACUGUGGAAAAUGUCAUGAGGCACACUGCACUGAUGAAGAAACUUGAAGAAGAGAAAGCGCAUAGGAGUAAAGCAGGAUCCUCUGCCCACCACAGCGGAAGAAGUAAAAAGAGCAGGACUCAUCGAAAGUCCCAUGGGAAGUSUCGGUCACACAGCAAGACGCGGGUGUCCAAAGGAGACCCUUCGGACGGUUCGCAUCUGGACAUUCCUGGUGAAAGAGAGUAUGACUUUUGUGACCCUCUGACCAGGGCGCCCAGGGAGGGCUGCUUCAUCAUCGAACACAAAGGCGACAACUUCAUCAUGCACAGUAACACSAACGUGAUYGAGUCCCAUUUCCCCAUGACACCAGAAUGGGAUGUGUCCGGCGAAYUGGCCAAAAGGAGAACUGAGAUGCCUUUUCCUGAACCUUCCAGGGGAAGCUCGCACUCCAAAGUGCACCRAAGCCACAGCCAUACCCAGGACCGAAGGUCCAGGAAUGAGAGACCCAGCAAAGCCAAGGAGAGGUCCAGAUCCAUGGAUAACUCCAAAGGCCCCCUGGGCGCUUCUUCUCUAGGCACACCCGAAGACCUGGCCGAAGGCUGUAGCCAAGACGACCAGACCCCCAGCCAGUCCUACAUCGAUGACAGUACUUUAAGGCCCGCUCAGGCUGUUGGUCAUCAAAGGGCUCUCCUUUCAUCCGCAAGCUAUAAAGAGGUAUGUAUUCCAGAAAUAGUUGGUGGCAGCAAGGAGCCUUCCAGUGCUUGUAGCCUCUUGGAGCCAGGCAAACACCCCGAGAGUUUGCCACCCUACGGGGAACUCAGCACCUGUCCAACCAAAACAGCCGCUGAUGACUACUUCCAGUGCAACACUUCUAGUGAGACGGUGCUUACCGCACCGUCACCUCUGGGGAAGAAUAAGGAGGACCAUGCCACUCUGACCCUGGCAGAAGGCGUGAAAAAGCUGUCUCCCUCUGAUAGGCAGGCCCCGCAUUCCUCCAGGGAGCCUGUCGGCCACAAGGAGGAGUCACCAAAAGGAUGCGAGAAACUGGAACCGUCCCUGGGGACCUCGGCAGCACAAGCCAUGCCAUCUUCCCAGCGUCAGCAGGAGUCUGGAGGGAACCAGGAAGCCUCUUUUGACUAUUACAAUGUCUCCGAUGACGACGACUCUGAGGAAGGGGCAAACAAAAACGCUGAGGAGGAGAAAAAUAGAGAUGAUGUAGGCACCAUGCAGUGGCUUCUGGAGAGGGAGAAGGAAAGAGACUUGCAGAGGAAGUUUGAGAAGAACCUCACCCUCCUCACCCCAAAAGAAACCGACAGCAGCAGCAACCAGAGAGCCACCCAUUCAGCCCGGCUCGACAGCAUGGACAGCAGCAGCAUCACCGUGGACAGUGGAUUCAACUCCCCACGUACUCGGGAGAGCCUGGCUUCCAACACGUCAAGCAUUGUUGAGAGUAACCGUCGUCAGAAUCCCGCUCUGAGUCCAGCCCACGGUGUAGCUGGGUCAGCCUUCAACUUCCGMGCGAGUACAGACCCCCCGACCAGCGAAGCUGAGAAACUACAGAAACCUUCCAACUGCUURCAAGCUUCUGUGACUAGUGUGUGAUAGUCCUUCUGCCUCAGAUCUUCUGUCUCAUUCAAUACAGCAAAGUUUACGACACUGGGACUGAUGUUUACAUCUUUGGAAAGACAAGCAUCUCAAGCACAGUUUUCGUGUUUACUUAAACUGUGCAGCUAAGUAGGCUAGGGCAAAAAAAACAAAACAAAACAAAACAAAAAUCUUUAUUUCAGAGUAUUGCUUUUCACAUUUAUGGCUCUGUAGCAACUGAAUAGCAGUAGGGGUGAUAUGUAUACUUUGGCUUCACUAAUUGUAUCUGAGCACACAUAGGAAAGUCUAGACACUGUAAGUGGAAUAUGCGUUUUCAAUGUCAUGCAGUUGCCAAUUCCAUUUUUAAAAUGCCACAGAUGUGUGUUGCUCCCAGUCUGUGGUUCAGUGGGGCCACGGAACUGAUCUUUGACACUUCCCAAACAAACCAACCAACUAACAAAAAAACCCCAUGCCACCGCAAAAUGUCAAAUGCAAGGGUCCACCUUGAGGGAAAUCAAUGCCAAACUGUCCAGGAGGGACCCCCCUCCCCCCCGGCCCUUUGCGUGUAAACCGUUUAUGCACCUGUCAUUUUUCACUGUGAAUUUCGUGGUACUGUUCUGCAGGAGUCCAUGGAAGUACGUCAGAAGGGGUGGCGAUGGAAAUACCGGGAGUGUCUGUUUUCAGGAUUUUGUUUUYGAGUGUGACAGAUGCUUGUCUUGAUUUUAAACCUUCCAUGAUCACAAACAGGAAUAGAGGCCUUUGAUGGUGAAGUGGAUAAAGGAAGGGAAUUCCCAUUCUGGCUGGGGCACAGCACUAAGUGAGGGAAAAGGUGAUGUGGACAUUUUUAAAGCUAUUCAUCGAAUAUUGAAGGAAGAUAAUUUCCUCCUUGUGAUACUUAAUGAUGAUCCUAUCUUACUAUAAUAGAUAACAAUAAUUAGUUUGUUUAAAAGCAAAAUGUUCUUUGUGAUACAAAUGGAGAGUAUGGCCUGGGGAUGUUAUUCUUUCUAAUGGAAGGAUAUAAAUCUAUUUUAUGUAGUUUUAAAUAGAAUGCCUAAAUUAGGCUGUGGGAGAUGAUUUUUAGUGGUUAUAGGAAAGAGCAAAUUUAGGGAGAGUUGAACUUCAGGCCUUUUAUUCCUGGGAAGAUAUCUAUAGAGAAAACUUUUAAAGUAAUUUUUGAUUAGAAAUAUACAUGCCCAUGUAAUAAGCAACAGAAUGAGCUCAUUCUGCUAGUGUGGUAUGAUCAUAAUUUGUACUCCCCUAAAGUUUAUCAGAAUAACAAUUAUGCAUAAUGAACUAUGCCAGAGUAAUGUUUACAGAUACUUUGUAACCAAUUUCAGGAGAUGUUUUUAGGCAGAUGUAUAGUCAUUAGCCCAGCUUAUUUCAAAAAUGGUUUGUUAACAUUUUGCUUUGGUUUACUAUGUCAUGUUGAACACAAAGAAGGCUCAGCAGCAAAGGAUUACAAAUAAUUAAGCUUCAACCUUAUAGGAAAUAGACAUUUCAAAGUUCCCAAGCUUUAUUUUCUGAGAACAAUGGAACAUGUUAUAGAUCAUGGAAAACUAUUUGCAAAAGGGUUUCGUCUGACCCAAGUAAAUGGUCUGAUAAAAAGUCAUAUUUAGACUAGUGGCAUGUGCUAUUCGGAGCCAAACACCAUUUUUUAAAAAAUAAWCCUAUAUGUAUCAUUUUUCACCUCAGAUUUAAAUAAUUGGCAUAACAUUUGUGAGGCACUUCUGUUCCCAUGUUAAAUUUAAUCACUAGCAAUCAGUUUAAAGAACACAGUCAUCUACAUAGUCAGACUAAUUUUUUAAACAUGAAUACUCAUGCUUUAUCGCUAYUUGAAAGUUGCARCGGGUCAAAGUUUAGCAUAAUUCUCUUUUAGUGCUUAUUGUAGUGAAAUUUAAGCGCAUUUCCUGGUAAACUGCCACCCCAUUGAAAUGCUUAAGCCAGUUGACUUUUAAUCCCAUGCCUUAUUUUCUCCAAGGCAUGCCUCGAAUACUCAGAAACACACUGUCUGUCUCACUGCUUAAAUAUGUCCAGAAGAAAUGAUAACGUAUCUAGUAGACUACAUAAUCUGUUUCCUUGGGGAGUUUGUAUACCAUACAGUUACUAAAUUUUUAUGUCUAAAUUUCUUUUUUUCCAAAAAACCUGCUCUCAAAUUUUCAUCAUCCUCAAUUCAUAAAUAAUAUAACCAUUAAAACAGUACAUUGGCCUCUGAUUGACCCUCUGAAAGUAGCCAUUGAAAUAAUCAGAUGCUGUGUGAGCAGGAAAAGAAAUCAUUACCUUUAAGAGAAGCUUUAAAAUAUGAACUUAAUAUUUCACAAGAAAUAGGUUUACAGGAAACAUUGUUCAAAGAAAAUGUGUAUACUCUUUGCCUGAUGCUCCGGGGUACAUGAUUUUUAAAAGAAAACUUCCUUAGACCAGUAGCCAUUAGCGUAGAAAUGAUGGACURUCAAGGUGAUAUAUCAUGUCAGCAGAUGUUCCAUUUAGAAAUACUCUCCUGAAUCGAAUCUGGAUUCUUGAAUGGAGGAGAAGUGGUGGUGGGAAGCGCAUGACAUAUGUGACGUGCGACAAUUGUGCAUGUCCAAGAUGGUCUCACCGAGAUGGUGAGGCUCUCCAUGCCCAAGCCCUCGGGCCCUCUCCAAGCUUUGUGUUCUUUUCCUCCAGUGAUACCAUAGCUUUGUGUCACACAACUGCUUAUCUAGUCUUAGAGUUUAUCAGCUGAAAGGUUUACAAAACUGAAUCUGGUUGAAUCUCUGUGAGGCGUUCAACUUUAAAGGGUCAACCCAUCUGUCGGCAUUUUGCACACUUAUGUAUUAUUAUGAUACAGCAUAUUACUUUAUGGUAAUUUUUAUUUUUACAUAUAACUACCUCCAUGAAUUUGAUGAAAUGGCAGCAGCGUGUUAAAGUGUAUUGUUCAGAAAAGCAACAUUUAAAACUUUCUUAAACAUGAGGCCAUGCAUUGUGUGUGUGUCGGUGAUUGCCUCUGGGGACUCAUGACUAUCCCAUUGCCAUGGUUUUCUUUCACGGCACCCUUUUGGCUUUCAGAUGUAAUUCUGUCUUCUCCUCUCUUUCCCACGAAAGCACACUUGACUUGGUCACGAAGGAACGAAGGUUUCAAAAUUCUUGUCUUUCUCCCACUCUCCAUUCCUGCUUAAAGUUCUCUCUGGCCAAGAGCCAAUGGGUAAACAUAAUUUGGAAAGCUAUUUACUCCUAUGGAAAUCUGAUUUGAUGGCUAGGUUUUCAGUAACAGAAGUCACACAAGAAAUUUGGACUGCCAACUCUGAAGCACUUUGGGCCUCUCUGCCUUUAUCAUAUGCCACCCUAACGAGCCCCGGUUCACUUUUAUUAAAGAAGCUGUGCCAUAUAGUUCCAUGACUUCUGUUAAGUAAUUCAUACUCCAUUUGAUAUGUUUUGCACAUCUCAGGGGACCUUAAUGAGCAUAUGAAAAGGGGGUGUAUCUAAUAGUGAAAACAAAUAGAGCUAAAAAGGGCCUAGCUGGGUAAAAAUAACACAUGAAUACUUCUCUGAUGUUGGGUAGCUCAAGUUCAGGAAGGAUAAAUUGAAAGAAUCCACAGUAACAGUGAUCAGAACACCAGCUGUUCCCAAAUCUCUAUUUUUCGUAACCCAACCAGCAUUUCUAUAAUGUAAACUUAAAUUUUAUUGCAGUCACCAUCAGGAGAAGAAACCUGUUUUGUGGAAACAGAAAAAAAUCAUUCCACUUUCAGUUUGGCACAACUUGGUAAGCUUCUACCCAGGAUAAACCACUUAUCACCACAAAGUGUACUUGAAAAUAAAAUUUUUAACUUAAAUGAUAGGCAUGUUUCUCUCGAUACAAUAGAGAUCAUUUUUGGAAAAGUCUCACCAUUUAUAACUUGGGUAGUAUUAGAAGCUUCAUUUAAAAACCAACAACCAAUGAUGAUGUUGCUCGGUUCAUUUGGGGAUCUCAAAGUGCUUCCAAAGCAUUAGGUUCACAGACAGUUAACAAGGCAGGUCAUAUUUGUAAUACCUAUACUUGGGAUGAUUUAGAUUACCUAGAAACACAGUGGCAGCUAUCAAUGACCUAUUUUCUAUCUGUUUGAUAGACCAUCAUGAGAAAUCAUUAAAUACAAUGCUCUUUUUCUGAUGAGUGCUAAUAAAGUCAAAAAAACAAGUACAAUCUUACACCUUUGUCUAUUUUCAUUCAAAAAGUUUAGGGUGUUUGGAAUCUUGCACCUCAGCACACCUUUCUGGUAUUGAAUGAUGAAGUGGGAGAUGAACAGAUCCACCCAGAUUCCCUUGCAGUCAAAGGCAGAUCCAGAUGUCCACCCUUGUUUACAGUUUCAUAUUGGGUUUCUAUAAUUCCUGUGCUAAAAUAUCUUCAGGAACAAGACUGCUCUAGGCAGUGGAAGGUGCUGAAACAAAUUUCAAUUAAAAACUUUAUCAAGUACUCUUCACAGUGCUCCAUGGCACAAUAGAAAUUCAGUACAAUAUAUUGAGCCCGACUUUGUAAGAUCUGAUCCAGUGCUAAAUGUUUUCACAAAUUAGGAGACAGAAAACCCUUUACAGGAAUCUUCUCCAUUACCAUAGGCCUGUCCUCAAACCAACUAGCAGUGCUAUGGACCACAGUAGACCCAAGCAAAUGAUUGCUUCUCCCUCCUUCCCCCAGAACCAUCCUGCCCAUUGCCAAAGCCAUCCAGUACUCUCCUGUUAGUGAGAGACUCUUUUGAACACAUUUAGGGCACCGGGAAGCUGGAACACAGGAAAAAUAAUUGCAAAAGCCAUGGGAGAUAUUGUUUUGCUUUGUAAAAUAUGAGCAGGAAGGAGAUUACUAUCAGUCUGAGCUUUGCCAACAAAGAUAAAGAAUUAGCUGUCACCCCAGCCCUCUCACAGAAGGUUUUAUGGUAUUAACGUUACAUCCAAUAUCUUCCCAUAGAUUUUUAUUUCGGAGACAUUUCAUAAAUUAUAUGUAUAUGAAAAAAAACUAUUAAAUUUCCUCGUGUGUUUGAAACAGGCAUUGGCACCUCUCUGAUUGAGUGUAAUCUCUGCAUCUUUUGCAGCAGCAUCCCAGAGAGAGAUUCCCCGGUGAUCUCUCCUAACACACAAUCCUGUGUUUUUACAGUUCUGUGACUUACAAUUGAUGAAUUGUAAGAUUCAGAAUUCCACAGAGCUCAAGGGGGCCUGAACCAUCUUCUUAUGAUUGUAUAUACGAUCAGUUCUAGGGCUUUAAUUGCUACUUGUUGGCUCUG